AGUAUAAACAAGACAGUCGGCCGGUGUGAAGUGUUGUGCCGAACUCGGAAUCAAUAGUGAUAAUAAAUAGUAAGGCAAUUUCAUUCAGAGACAGGUGCGUUGCGGCCGACCUUGCGCAGGCGCCGGUGCCAGUCAGCGACAGACCAGCGCCGCACGAGCGCGCGCGCAGCUUCUAGUCAGACUAUAGUGCGUCUAGAUCUAGUGUACCAUGAGGAGGGACCGCGGGGUGCAAUGAAGGGUGCUGUCAAAGUGCCCAGCCACCUCACAGUGUUCGUUGGAAAGGUCGUGUUGCAUUGGCUGCUGAAAAACGCUGACUUGGUGUUCAUAAUCUACCGUUUUGUUUGGUAUGCAUGUAAAAUACAAGAAAAGUCCUCGAUGAAUAGCAGCGUAGAUUUCUUUGAAAACCUGAUCGACCAAGAUGGAAGGUUCGCGGAACUAAAUUGUCAAGAGAACACGCACCGCGGUGGAAGGGUACGGCAGCGCCCGUCAUUACAAGCGGAAAACAUCAAUAAUGGUGGCGGGCUGUCGCUGUCGCCGCCGCACACGGUGUCGCAGCGCGAGACGGGCACGCAGGUGUGCUACAGCGGCCCGCCGUCCCCCUGCGGCUCCGCGGCCUCGGGCCCGCCCGCCGCGUCACCGCCGCCGCCCCCGGGCCAAGCCACCCUCGACCCCAACUGGCAGGCCACCAAGCCCACCAUCCGCGAGAGGAAUGCAGCCAUGUUCAACAACCAGCUCAUGGCAGACAUCAGAUUCAUUGUUGGUCAACCAGGACACACGCAAGUAAUUCCUGCACACAAAUAUGUGUUGGCUACAGGCAGCUCUGUGUUCUACGCCAUGUUCUUCGGUGGCCUCGCAGAGUGCAAGCAGGAGAUUGAGGUUCCCGAUGUGGAACCAUCAGCAUUCCUCACAUUGCUCAAGUAUUUAUAUUGUGACGAAAUUCAGCUCGAGGCUGACACGGUGCUUUCAACUCUAUAUGUCGCGAAGAAGUACAUAGUCCCACAUUUAGCAAGAGCAUGUGUCAACUUCCUUGAAACUAGUCUUACUGCAAAAAACGCCUGCCUGCUCCUCAGCCAGUCUCGGCUAUUUGAGGAGCCGGAACUACUCCAGCGGUGCUGGGAAGUGAUAGAUGCACAGGCCGAGAUGGCGCUGACGUCGGAGGGGUUCGUGGACAUCGACGUGUCGACGCUGGAGUCGGUGCUGGCGCGGGAGACGCUCAACUGCAAGGAGAUAGCCCUGUUCGAGGCGGCGCUGGCGUGGGCGCAGGCGGAGUGCGGGCGCCGCGACGUGGACCCCACUCCUCAGAACAGGCGAGCCGUGCUCGGCCGAACCAUCUACCUGAUCAGGUUCCCGACCAUGUCGCUGGAGGAAUUUGCCAACAGCGCGGCGCAGCUCGGUAUAUUGACGCCGCAAGAAACGAUUGAUAUAUUUUUGCAUUUCACUGCGGCCACCAAGCCUCACCUCUCAUAUCCUACUAAGAUAAGGACAGGACUAAAAGCACAGAUCUGCCACCGGUUCCAGUCGUGCGCGUACCGCAGCAACCAGUGGCGCUACCGCGGCCGCUGCGACUCCAUACAGUUUUGCGUCGACAAAAGAAUAUUUGUCGUCGGAUUUGGGCUUUAUGGCUCAUCCAACGGAGCAGCCGAUUACAACGUCAAGAUCGAACUAAAGAGACUGGGGCGCGUUCUGGCCGAGAACAAUACUAAAUUCUUCUCAGACGGCUCAAGCAACACUUUCCAUGUGUAUUUUGAAAACCCAAUUCAAAUUGAGCCAGAAUGUUUCUACACUGCUUCUGCUAUACUGGAUGGAAGUGAACUGAGUUACUUUGGACAGGAAGGUUUGAGUGAAGUGUACAUGGGCACGGUGACAUUCCAGUUCCACUGCUCAUCAGAGAGCACCAACGGGACCGGGGUGCAAGGAGGCCAGAUUCCGGAGCUCAUUUAUUACGGACCCACCGUCACUACCACAUCCAGCUCAACCACAAAUGAGGACUGACAAAAGCCGAGAUCUCGGCCCCUAAACUUUUACUCUGUAUAAAUGUAAAAAUGUAGCAAUCUCAUUAUAUCCUAACAGGAGAUACUCGACUACAUGAAAAAUUAUAAUAGUCUGCAAAAUUCUCUCUUGUAUAUUGUUAAAUAGAUGAUAAGUACUUAAAAAUGUGAUAUGGAUGUUGUAGAACUCUAGAUUGGCAUAGCAUUUAGGUAUAUCCAUAAUACAAGUUCUUCGCAAUAUAAAAUAUGAAUAGUAUUUAA
Molecule: messenger RNA, 2249 nt
Organism: Plutella xylostella (diamondback moth)
Lineage: Eukaryota; Metazoa; Arthropoda; Insecta; Lepidoptera; Plutellidae
Gene: lute
Product: BTB/POZ domain containing protein 3 lute
Biological process (GO): neurogenesis
Cellular component (GO): cytosol
Molecular function (GO): protein binding
Source: RefSeq, a predicted model, not a curated record